This is a messenger RNA of Strongylus vulgaris, 348 nucleotides long. Lineage: Eukaryota; Metazoa; Nematoda; Chromadorea; Rhabditida; Strongylidae. The record is from the annotation of a GenBank genome assembly.
AUGUCGAAAAUGCUGCAAGAAGAUGUUCCAAAUAGCUUCAUUCUCUAUCAACACUCUCAGCUCUUCGAGAUUUUACACAGAGCAGUUGACACAGGCCAGUUCCAAGAAGGAGAGCGUGGGACUCGUGUGGUGUUUUCGUGGGCUAAAAUUAUCGGGCAGUACCUGUUCUGGUUUGGUUCAUUCUAUGUUCAGUACCAGGUCAGUGUUCCCUUUCUUGGCGCCUUUAUUAACAUUCUUAUCUUUAGUUAUCGUUUCAAAAGUAUUAUUCCAGGUUUACUCUUGGAUCUGCAAGCAAAUCUUUCUGAUACUUGCUUCGCCUUUCAUGUGAAUCCAGUAUUGUCUUUGUAG